AGUAUGGGAAAUUGCAUCUGCAGCCAACUUUAUGAGAAAGUGAGCUUUACAUCUAGGCCCUAUACAACAAAAUCACAGGGAAAGUAAAGCCAACUUUGUUUUUCUCAGCUUAAAUUGUAAGGUGUAAAGAUGACCAGCCCUUCCAGGAGUAUAGAGGAUCAGAAGGGCAUUGGUGAAAGCCCAGCUCACAAACCAGAGAUUUCUAGGUACCGCAGCUGGAGCAGCCUCCGCUUCUCCAGGUGGAGAAGUAGUUCCCAGAGGACAACCCCCCCUGGCACACCUUCCCCGAAGACAGAAAAUAGGAGUGAUGUGACAAGGACACUUUUCUCCCUGGUCAAGACCCACAAUGAUGACUACACGGCAGACCCUGAUGGCCUGCUGGACACCAAUGGAGAGGGCGAAGGAGGCAUUGAAGAGAUGCUUCAGGACCAGUCCACCUACUUCCAGAGGCAGUUGGGCUCCAUGCUGCAACCGGGGGUCAACAAAUUCUCUCUGCGCAUGUUUGGCAGCCACAAGGGGGUCACUGCUGAGCAGGAAAGGGUCAAGAGCUUUGGAGUGUGGAUCAUCCACCCUUACAGUGAUUUCAGGUUUUACUGGGACAUUGUGAUGCUGCUGUUAAUGAUGAGUAAUCUAGUCAUUUUGCCCUGGGGAAUCACCUUCUUUGAAGACCAGAACACCAAGCCCUGGAUCACCUUCAAUGUCCUGUCUGACACCCUCUUCCUCAUGGACCUGGUUUUCAACUUUCGUACGGGAAUCUUGGGAGAGGACAGUCACAUCAUCCUGGACCCCAAAGAUAUCCGCAUGCAUUACCUCCGCACCUGGUUCCUGGUAGACUUUGUGUCUUCCAUCCCUGUAGACUACAUCUUUCUCAUUGUUGAUUUGGAGUCCCGGAAUGACUCGUCUGAUGUGUAUCGUACAGCUCGCGCCCUUCGCAUCGUGCGCUUCACAAAAAUUCUCAGUCUGCUUCGUCUUCUUCGACUGUCUCGCCUCAUCCGAUACAUUCACCAGUGGGAAGAGAUUUGCCACAUGACUUAUGACUUGGCGAGUGCUGUGGUGCGGAUAGUCAACUUGAUUGGUAUGAUGCUGCUGUUGUGCCACUGGGAUGGCUGCAUGACCUUUAUGGUGCCGAUGCUGCAAGACUUUCCUCCAGACUGUUGGGUGUCUAAAAACAAUAUGGUGAAUGCUACUUGGCAACUACAGUACUCCUACGCCCUGUUUAUGGCCAUGAGUCACAUGUUAUGUAUAGGGUACGGUGCUCACCCUCCAGAGGGAUUUAGUGACGUUUGGCUCACCAUGAUCAGCAUGGUUAUUGGCGCCACUUGUUAUGCCAUGUUCCUGGGUCACGCAACUAACCUGGUCCAAUCCUUGGACGCAUCACAUCGGCAGUAUCAAGAGAAGUACAAGCAAGUGGAGCAGUACAUGUCAUUCCAUAAAUUGCCAGCAGAUGUAAGGCAGAGGAUUCAUGAUUAUUAUGAGCAGCGAUUUCAAGGCAAGAUGUUCGAUGAGGACAAUAUCCUUGGAGAGCUCAGCGAUCCACUACGGGAGGAGAUUGUCAGCUAUAACUGUCGUGGGCUGGUAGCCAACAUGCCACUCUUCGCCAACACUGACCCUCAUUUUGUGACGGUGAUCCUGACCAAGCUGCGUUUUGAAGUCUUCCAACCAGGAGACUUCAUUAUACGAGAAGGAACAUUGGGUCGGAAGAUGUACUUCAUCCAGCAUGGCACCGUCACAAUCAUCCCCCGUGGAAGUAGGGAGCUUCAGCUCAAUGAUGGAGCGUAUUUUGGAGAGAUCUGCUUGCUGACUCAGGGACGCCGCACAGCCAGCGUGAAGGCCGAAACAUACUGCCGUCUCUAUUCCCUGAGCGUGGACGACUUUAACGAGGUCCUUGAGGAGCAUCCUCUGAUGAGGAGGGCUUUUGAGAGCGUGGCUGUGGACCGACUGGACCGAGUUUCCCGCAGACCCAGUUAUCAGCCUCCAACAACUGAGUGAUCCCUGGAGACUUACCGAGAGACUUCAACCAGAAAUGUGGAGCAUGUUUGUCAUUUGUGACUGAACUCCACCAGACAAUGAAGAAAUAUUUAAAUCAGAAUGAUUGCUAUUGACAUUAGUGCACAGUGAUAGAUGACCAAAUGGAGAUAUUCCAUUUUAAUUUAUUAUCACAUUGCUGCUGCAUUUUGGGUAAAUUAGCACCUUUUGUUAAUUCUAAUUGUUACUUGAAUCUCAAAAAACUAUAUGCUCAUGUUUGAGAUAAAUCUUCUUUAUUAGAUCCAUUUGUGUUAUUAAUCGAAUAGUAUUCUGAUCAGCUGUCUUCUUGUUUCCCGCUUCUAUUACAAUUUGUAACAUGUUUUAACCAAUACUGUUUCUACAAUUUCCACUUGUAAAUACUUCAGCAGCCAACACACUCUUUGGGACUGCUGUGCCCAUUUGAUUAUCCAUAACAGAAUUCAUAAUACUGAAAGUGUAGGAAGACCAGCUGGCGAUUCAUCACAUAGCUUUGUGAUUCAGAUGAUCCCCAGUUCUAUAGGUUGUGUCAUGUGAAGGUUAAUACCCAUGUACACAGAAGAUAAGCUAGAGUGACAUAACUCAACUGAGCACACACACGUGGAGAUCACACUUACUUGUUAAGAGUUUGAUUUGUCAAAUUUCCUGUCCUGGAGUUUUUACUUAUAUCGUUCAUAAAGAUAUAAGUAACCACUUAAUGGUUAGAUACACUUUGGUAUUUCAAAUGUAGAAAUUAAUUUUUCCAAAUAUGUAUGAUUAAUUUCAAGAUCUUAUAGACAAACAAGCAUCCACUUUAAAUUAAUCACAUAAAGAGAUAGUUUAGAUCAUUUUUACAGCAGAUUUUAUUUCAAACCAGGAAAAGCUAAUCUAAUAACAAGAAAAUGUCUAUAUUAAACUUGUGUAGCCAGGCAGCAACCAUUACCAUUGAAUGCAAUGAGUUAGCUUUGACAUGGCUUGAUUUGAGCUAUUUAUUUCUUUAUUUUGCUGAACAGGAUUUAAUAAAUGGAAGUAAGCUGU
Melanotaenia boesemani (Boeseman's rainbowfish) is the source of this 3018-nucleotide messenger RNA. RefSeq names its product hyperpolarization activated cyclic nucleotide-gated potassium channel 3 (gene hcn3). Gene Ontology annotation, biological process: transmembrane transport; potassium ion transport. Bases 130 to 1989 code for a protein of 619 amino acids. The record is from RefSeq and is a predicted model, not a curated record. Gene Ontology annotation, cellular component: membrane. Lineage: Eukaryota; Metazoa; Chordata; Actinopteri; Atheriniformes; Melanotaeniidae. The transcript has 7 exons. Gene Ontology annotation, molecular function: voltage-gated potassium channel activity.